UUGCAGGAAAGGGAAGGUCCCUAGGAGAGAAGACACUGGUAGCCUGCUGGGAAUAAAGGCUUGACCUGGCUGCUACUGCUUAGUGAACAGAAUGCAGAUUCCAGCAGGAAGCCCUGAAGCACGAAGGGCUGAGAGAAUCAGAAACUAUGGGCAUGAUCCUGACAGGCAAAAUUUCUUCUGAAGUUAAUGUGAAGAUGACUGACUUCUGUGGUACUUGUGCAUGGCUGGUCGGACCCGAACUGGAAAGAUUCUUCCACUACUUUUUUGACUGGGAAUUCAGCUCUGCACUUCACGUAAAUGGAGCCAGAAUCACUGAUCUACCAGAAACUGGGACUUACUGCUGUGUGCAAAGCCUGAUUUGAAGAAGGAACAAUCUGAAGUCUUAUGAGAGAGCCCAUUUUCACAGGAUUAAGAGCCCAGUUUUAAAAAUACACAAUUGGAAUAUGAUGAACAAGUGAAUCUAAGAGAAGUUGGUUCUGGGUGGGCCCAGAUGAUAAGGGGUAAAGCCCUGUCCCACCUUUCACUGGAGGCUUUCAGAAGAGAAGAGACACAACUUGGACCGGAAGAUCUAUCAGGUUCCCAGGGUUGAGAGGCUGGGACCAUUGAGAGAAGGAGGUUCAGAAGAUCUCUGCUGGAAACACACCUUGUGAAACCCUUCCUCACUGGGGAAGGAAAUGUCUAAGCGAGCCAGCCAGUCUGCUCAGCUUUGGCAGAUGAGCUCUGCCUUUGGAUCCAUCCCAGUCUCUCAGGAGAGCUGAUUCUUCCCUAAACCUCUCUCCACUCCUGGAGGGAGGGGGCUCAGGUUGUGCUGUGCACGUCUGCCAUGGAGCAGAGCAGCCCGCUCCCCGUGUGCCCCAGCUGGCAGGGCCGGGCUACAGGCCAGAUCCCCCGAGACUGCGGCAGCAGCUGCUGCUGUGGGUUUGUCUAUUGCAUUUUCGGUGGCUAGUAGCCCAGGCAGGGCAGGUCUGCUGGCUCCCGGGCGGCACGUGACGCUGGAGCAAUGAGCUGCAUUGCUCGGUACCUGCAGGCAGCUGGGCAGCUCCUCCCUACGAACCAGUCAGCAGGGCAGGAGGGGAGCUGGCAGCCAGCUCCCUGCUGCGGCCGGGAGUCGCGGGGCGGGGCGGGGCUCCGAGCUCCCCCGCGGGAGGCAGAGGGCGCUUGGCCGGGCCGGGGCGGGGAAGGAAGGAAGGAGCAGGCUUUGCCGGGCUUGGGAGCGCGGAAGCAGCAUGGCUUUUGGGAAGAGCCAGAAAGAUCCCUUCGGCACAGCCGUGGGGUACCUGAUAGAGAGAGCAACGGUCGGUGUGCUGCCCGCUGAGGAGUGGGGUCAGUUUAUGCACAUCUGUGACAUUAUUAACACAACGGAUGAGGGGCCUAAAGAUGCAGUAAAAGCACUAAAGAAAAGGAUCUCCAAAAACUGUAACCAUAAGGAGAUUAGAUUCACCUUGUCUCUUCUCGACAUGUGCAUGAAAAACUGUGGCCCCAGCUUCCAGUCUUUAGUUGUGAAGAAAGACUUCUGCAAGAACAAGCUGGUGAAACUGCUGCAGCCAAGAUACAAUCUGCCAGCUGAUACACAGGACAAAAUCUUGGCCUUUAUCAGGACCUGGGCCUAUGGGUUCCAAGGAACCGUGGAUGUGAGUGAAGUGAAGGAAGUGUACCUGGAACUGCUAAAGAAAGGCGUGCAGUUUCCAUCCUCUGAUGCCAACCCAGAGACACACAAGCAGCGAGCUUCGUCUUGGCCCUCUGAAAAGGCACCACCUCCUUUUGCUGCCUCUGUGAAAAGUACUCCAGUACCUCGUCCCCCAGCUCCAACAAUUACAUUGACUCCUGAACAGAUUGGGAAGCUGUACAGUGAACUGGAUAUGGCGAAAAUGAAUACGAAAGUCAUGUCAGCGAUAUUAACGGAAAAUGUUCCUGGGUCUGAGAAUCUUGACGAUAUGGAGCUCUUACAGAAACUGUACAAGAUAUGUCGAGUGAUGCAGGAGAGGAUUGUGGAACUGCUGGUGGCAGUGCAGAAUGAAGAUGUGAUAGCUGAAUUAAUACAAGUGAAUGAAGAUCUGAAUAACGUCCUCCUGGGCCACGAAAGGUUUUCUCGGAACAGAGUGCGUUUCUUGGAGAAUCAGCGAAUCCAGCGUGAGCAAGCAGAGAUCUAUAGCAAACAACCAUCUGCUCCGUCAUGUGAUCUACUUGACGUCAAUUCAAGUUCUUCAAUUCCUGUGCCAGCAUUGGGGGGAACUGGCACCGAGACGCCUCAGUUUUCAGAAUUAAAUUGCAGAUCUACAAGUGCUGCAGAUCCAAGCAUCCACCAUCCUUUGCUCUACCCUCAGCUUGAUUUACUAGCUAUAGCAAAUGCUCAACAGCCCUCGUUUGCAACUGAAGCACAAAGCAAAAGCCAAAGCAUCCCUGAUGGUCAUCUCUAUACCAACCUUGCCACGGUUUUAAACCCAGUGUCUUUGCAGACCGUAAACCUCCAACCUGUUAAUGCCUCAUCACUGAAUGAGACAACACCAGGUGCAUCACCAGCAGACGUAUCAAAGAGCAGUUCACAGACACCUCAUUAUUAUGAGAUAAUGGAAUUUGAUCCUUUAGCACCAAGCUACAGCACAGAAGCUAUUUAUGAAGAAAUUGAUGAUUAUAUCUCCAAAUCAGAAGUUAAAAAGCAUACAGAUUGCUAAGAGUGGAAGGUGAACUCUCUUAAUGAACACAAAAGUUAUUCUCUGAUGCCAACACUAGACUGCUUUCUAUAACUGACGAGUGAAUACAAGGAGAAGUCUUGUUUGCUAUUUUGAACAUAGCAACAAAUAAGCAUUGGGGUCUUAUGGGUUACCCACUUCCAUGUGUUAUGUUUGGAUCUGCUUUCAAUUCUGAUCGACACUUUUUAUAUAAGUGAAGUAAGGCCCCCAAGUCUGCACACACUUAUUUUUCAAGGGGACUAUUAUUGUAUGUAUUUUUUGCAGGACUGGGGCCUGGAACAGUUUUGUGUGUUUGCAGAAUUGGGGCCUGAAACAAAAUUCUCUACAGAAUAAUGCACUCUGACGCUAACUGAAGCAGAACACAAGCAGUCUUCAAUUACAGAGGAAAUCUUUGCUUCAAAAUUAACUAACAUGCUGAACUGCUUUGUUCUUUAUGUAGCAAACAAAAUUAAACUACUAUUCAUCUACAGGAACUGAAAAACUCAAUCUGUUUUUUAGCAUUAGUACUCUUAGUUGGGCAACUCAUGUGAGUGACACCAUCCAAAAACCUAGGAGAAGUUCUGUAUCUAGGAUUCUCCUAUAUUAGAUCUAUCGACUGUUGUGUGAAUAUACUCACUGUGGAACCCUUUUGCCUUUAUAUUUUGACUGCAGAUGUUACUUCAUUCUAAACCUGAUUGAAGUGUCUAUUGUAAAACAAAGGAGGAAAAAACACACCUACAUUUUACACAAGCUUUUGUUCAAUGUACAAGUUAAUGGGUUUUGCCUUAAUAAGGACCCGCUCUGAGUUGGAGCCUGAGCUCUUUCUUCCGGGCUUGUCAGACUAGAAAGUUGUUGUUUUUUAAACCUCUCUGCUUACUUGUAUCACACCACAUCCUCACUUUUAAUGUUAAUGUGCCUCUUUAAGAACUGGAUAUGAACCAAUCAAAACUUUCCUAAGUGUUGUUUUUAUUUUUCAGUUUUUAAUCCUGUAAGGAAAAAAAAAUACACCUCUACCCUGAUAUAACGUGACCCGAUAUAACACGAAUUCGGAUAUAACGUGGUAAAGCAGCACUCUGGGGCGGGGCUGCGCACUGAGGCAGAUCAAACCAAGUUUGAUAUAACGUGGUUUCACCUAUAACAUGGUAAGAUUUUUUGGCUGCCGAGGACAGCAUUAUAUCGAGGUAGAGGUGUAUCUGUAGUGAUGGAAAAAGAGCAAUAUGGAAAAGUUACUUUGGUUAUCAAAUUAUUUUAAAUAAGUACCUUGAGCAUUAAAAUGUGCUACUUUUAUUAGCAGGGUUAAAGUGCCUUCCAUGUUUAUGUUGAAUGUAAAAUUUGCACUUUCAUGAAAGACGUAAUAGUGCUCUGAAUUGAAAGCUGUGAUAUAAAACUUAAAUAGGUUUUUGCGGCUAGCAAGUCAGAUUAAGAUUUUUUGAAUCUGUAUGUUUAAAGUUAAAAUUUAUUAUUUUAACUUCCAAAAUGUAAGCAAUAUUAAAUUAUAUUAAGUUCUCCAA
This is a messenger RNA of Mauremys reevesii (Reeves's turtle), 4180 nucleotides long. RefSeq names its product target of myb1 like 1 membrane trafficking protein (gene TOM1L1). Gene Ontology annotation, cellular component: membrane; endosome. Gene Ontology annotation, biological process: signal transduction. Bases 1227 to 2672 code for a protein of 481 amino acids. Gene Ontology annotation, molecular function: clathrin binding; phosphatidylinositol binding; ubiquitin binding. The record is from RefSeq and is a predicted model, not a curated record. NCBI's taxonomy places the organism in Eukaryota, Metazoa, Chordata, Testudines, Geoemydidae. The transcript is spliced from 19 exons.